AUGACCACCAUGCUGAGGGCGGUGAGCGCCACCUGGCGGGCCGCUGGGCCCAGUUCCUGGCCGGGCCGGUCGGAGAACGACCUCUGUCCGUCCCCGGAGCUGAAGACUCUGCUGCGGGGUGGCGUCCGCCAGAGUACCGGCAGAGGUCUGCGCUGGCUGAUCCGGGCCAGAACCAGGACCGUCAGAGACCGCCACCAGCGCUACCAGCAGCUGUGUGAGAAGAGUCGGACGUCUCCCCACCCGGCCUCCAGACAGAUCCAGCUGGACCUGCACCGCACCCUGACGACCAAUCAGCACUUCUCCUCUCCCUCUAGCCCCGCCCUCCAGCAGCUCCGCCGCAUCCUGUUGGCUUUCUCCUGGCAGAACCCUGCCAUUGGUUACUGCCAGGGACUCAACAGGCUGGCGGCCAUUGCUCUGCUGGUCCUUCACAGUGAAGAAGACGCCUUCUGGUGUCUGGUGGCCGUGGUGGACGCCAUCAUGCCACAGGACUACUACAGCAAGAACCUGCUGGCCUCUCAGGCCGACCAGCGGGUGCUGAAGGAGUUCCUGGCAGAGAAACUUCCCCGCCUGUCGGCUCACUUUGAGGAGCACAACAUCGACGUUUCUCUCAUCACCUUCAACUGGUUCCUGGUGGUGUUUGUGGAGAGUCUGCCCAGUGACAUCCUGCUACCGCUCUGGGACGCCUUUCUGUACGAGGGGACCAAGGUUGUGUUCAGGUACACUCUGGCUCUGUUUAAAUACAAAGAGGACGAGAUCCUGAAGCUCCGCGACAGCGUGGAGAUCUACCAGUACCUGCGCUUCUUCACCAAGACCAUCUCCGACGGCCGGUAA
Sander lucioperca (pikeperch) is the source of this 831-nucleotide messenger RNA. RefSeq names its product TBC1 domain family member 2A-like. The transcript is spliced from 6 exons. The record is from RefSeq and is a predicted model, not a curated record. Bases 1 to 831 code for a protein of 276 amino acids. NCBI's taxonomy places the organism in Eukaryota, Metazoa, Chordata, Actinopteri, Perciformes, Percidae.